Tetrahymena thermophila SB210 is the source of this 1386-nucleotide messenger RNA. RefSeq names its product GRAM domain protein. Gene Ontology annotation, molecular function: sterol binding; sterol transfer activity. NCBI's taxonomy places the organism in Eukaryota, Ciliophora, Oligohymenophorea, Hymenostomatida, Tetrahymenidae. The record is from RefSeq and is a predicted model, not a curated record. Gene Ontology annotation, cellular component: endoplasmic reticulum membrane; plasma membrane; endoplasmic reticulum-plasma membrane contact site. Gene Ontology annotation, biological process: intracellular sterol transport. The transcript is spliced from 5 exons.
AUGUCAUCAAAAAAGAGACUUCUCUAACUUUUUGGUUUACCAAAGGAUGAAAUCAUUUUUGAAGAUUUUAGUUGUGCUUGUUAGGAUGGAAUAUUAAAACAUGGAAGAAUGUUUAUAGCAGAAAAUUAUAUUUGCUUUUAUGCAACAGUUUUAGGAUUCAAAACUAAAAGAGUCAUCAAUGUAAAUGAAAUCUAAGAUAUUAAGAAAGAAGCAGUCCUAGGUUUUAUAAACAAUGCAAUUGAGAUAAAGACAAAAGACUAAAAAUCACACUUUUUCUGCUCUUUCUGGAAUAGAGAAUCAGCUUAUAAACUCCUCUAUGGUAUUUGGAAAGGAGAACCUCUCCAAGAUAUCGAUAAAGAAAACAGCUCAGAUAAAGAUGAUAAUAUAAGCGAAUAAGGCAGCCAAUCAGCUGGAGAUAGCUUAGUGGUUGAAUAAUCAGACGUUGAAAUUUUGAAUCCAGAGACAUCUGAAGAAAACAAAGAACUUUUAAGGUGUAUUCUCCCCGUUUCUGUUGAUGCAUUUUUUGAAAAGUUUAUUGGAGACAAUGCAAUUUUUUCUUAUGGUUAGCAUAUGGAAAAAAAUGGAUCAACUGAUAUAAAAAUUUCAGAAUGGGCUGAAAACGAAGAACUCAAAUGCUUUACAAGAGAGUGCAAUUUGGUAAUCAAAGUUUCAGGAGUGCCUCUAAGAGAUACAAGUAGAUUCCAAAAAAUUUAAACAUAUAAGAAAGAAGGGGAAAAUUUGAUCAUCUCAAGCACUAGUAAAGUAUUUGACGUGCCUUAUAGUGGGUAUUUUACCACUGAAGAGAAAUGGGAAAUAUCUCCUGUUGAAGGAAGUUCAGACAAGUGUUUAUUAGUGUGUAAAGGCUGGGUUACUUUUAAUAAAAAUACAAUGAUGAAGAAAACAAUUACACAAAGAAAUGAGCAAGGUUUGAAAGAAGAUUAUGAAGUCUGGAUAGGCAGGAUCAGGAAAAUUUUGUAGCCUAAAAAGCCUGAAGAAAACCCCAACAACUCAAAUAAGCAACAAUUUGAAUAAGUUCUAACUAAAAAUGAACUCAACUUAAACAAAAACAACCCUAAAGACAACCAAUCUAAAAAGGUUUCUAAACUUCAAAGUUCAGGAAAAAUUGUUGGUACUGAAGAUUUUAAGAGACUAAACUAGGGCAUAACUAUUUUAAUUGGCUUGAUUGGUAUGAUUAUCUUACUCAUAGCUCUAGACAUUAUCAUUUUCAAUAACAAUGUAAACAAGCUUGAUUUAAAAAUUGCUAAUCUUGAAAAAAUGGUUUUAAGUCUUACUUAAUAAUUAAUAAACUAAAAUCUUACAUCAUCAUCAACAAUAACAACCGAUUAUGCUAUUGGUUAAUAAAAUAACAUUAAUCAAGAAUUAUGA